Molecule: messenger RNA, 4024 nt
Organism: Vicia villosa (hairy vetch)
Lineage: Eukaryota; Viridiplantae; Streptophyta; Magnoliopsida; Fabales; Fabaceae
Product: pentatricopeptide repeat-containing protein At5g12100, mitochondrial
Exons: 5
Coding region: 160-2490 (776 amino acids)
Molecular function (GO): protein binding
Source: RefSeq, a predicted model, not a curated record
UGGCACUUCAAUUGUUCAUUUCAGUUCUUCUCUCACAACCACACCACCGCCACCUGCCGUUGAACCGCCACUACCUCCACCUGCGUCGAACUGUCACCACCGUUAAAUAGAGAUCGCCGCCGUCGAACCUUCUUUCAAUAUCAACAAUCUCUAAAAACGAUGUUUUUAAGAAGACGCUCCGUUCUUCACCUUGUUCCCAAUUCCCACCUCAAAAAUUCCACUUCCUCAUUCUGUUCCCAAUCACUCACAUUCCCCCAAAACCAACAACAAUGGCUUCAAACCUUCCAACACCUUCAGUCAUUAAUCGAUCAAGGCCGCACAAAACCCGCCCAAACCGUCUUCAAAUCGCUUCUUCUCUCCAACGCCCCUUACUCAUUCCCUUCGCAAAUCCACUCCCUCGUAUCCAAACCCAUCUUUCUACAAACCCUCUUACCCUUUUGUUCCAAUCCCAGUACAAUCAACCGAGUCAUGGAAUUGUUCUAUUCCAUGAAAAAUGAAGGCUUUAUCCUCCCCAUUUGUUUUAUUAAUUCUCUUCUCCAAACCCUUGUUCAUUUGCACCAGUUCGAGAAAGCUCUCACUCUUUUUAAUGAUGUUGUUGAAUCGGGUAUUCGGCCCGAUGCUUUUUCGUAUAAAAAAGCGGUUCAUUCUGCUGUUAUGAUGAGGGAUUUGAAUAAGGGGUUUGAGUUGAUUGAUUCAAUGGAGAGAGAUGGGAUUCGGCCUUUUGUUUAUGUGUAUAAUUUGAUGUUGGGUGGGUUGUGUAAAGGGAAGAGACUUAAGGAUGCGCGGAAGAUGUUUGAUGAAAUGAUUGAGAGAAGUAUUGUUCCGAAUACGGUUACUUAUAAUACACUUAUUGAUGGGUAUUGUAAGGUGGGUGAAAUAGAGGAAGCUUUUAGUUUGAGAGGUAGGAUGAAGGCUCCAUAUUCGGAGCCAAAUAUUGUUACUUAUAAUUGCUUGUUAAGUGGUCUUUGUGGUUUGGGGAGAUUGGAAGAUGUGAGGAAGGUCUUGUUGGAGAUGGAGGGGAUUGGUUUUUUGCCUAAGGGGUUUUCAUGUUUUUUAUUUGAUGAUAAUUAUGUUUGUGAAAAUGAAAAUGGUUUGCUAGAUGGAAAUGGGACACAGGUUGAUGAGCGUACUUAUAGUGUUCUGUUGAAUGGAUUGUGCAGGGUAGGAAGGGUUGAAAAGGCUAAAGAGGUUUUGGCAAAGCUAGAAGAUAAUGGGGUUGUUCCCAGUCAGAUAUCAUAUAACAUACUGGUGAAUGCUUAUUGCCAAGAGGGUGACUUGAAUAAAGCUAUAUUGACAGCUGAAGAAAUGGAAAAACGAGGGUUGAGGCCUAGUUAUGUCACCUUCAAUACCCUGAUUAACAAGUUUUGUGAAACUGGGGAGUUGGACCAGGCAGAGAGAUGGGUUAAGAAGAUGAUAGAGAAGGGUGUUUCUCCCACUGUUGAGACUUAUAACUCUUUGGUUAAUGGUUAUGGUAUGGCGUGUGAUUUUGUUAGGUGUUUUGAGAUUCUUGAGGAAAUGGAGAAGAAAGGGAUAAAGCCUAAUGUCAUAAGCUAUGGUUCUCUGAUAAACUGUCUCUGCAAAGAUCGUAAGCUUCUUGAUGCUGAGAUUGUGCUUGGGGAUAUGGUAGGUCGUGGGGUUUCUCCAAAUGUAGAAAUAUAUAAUAUGCUCAUUGAAGCUAGUUGCUCAUUGAGUAAACUAAAAGAUGCCUUCAGAUUUUUUAAUGAAAUGAUAAAAAAUGGAAUAGAUGCAACUCUUGUGACAUACAAUACACUGAUACAUGGAAUCGGGAAAAACGGAAGGGUAGCAGAAGCUGAGAAUCUGUUUCUCCAGAUGACCAGCAAGGGAUAUAAUCCAGAUGUGAUUACAUAUAAUUCCUUAAUGUCCGGAUAUGCAAUGUCAGGAAACCCUAAGAAAUGCCUUGAAUUGUACGAUAAUAUGAAGAAGGGGGGCAUAAAACCUUCCGUUGGGACUUUCCAUCCUUUGAUCAAUUCAUGCAGGAAAGAAGGUGUAGUGACAAUGGAGAAAAUGUUUCAAGAAAUGUUAGGAAUGGGCUUGAUUCCAGACCGAGCGGUAUAUAAUGAAAUGAUUUAUGGUUAUGCUGAAGAUGGAAAUGUUCUGAAGGCAAUGUCUUUGCACCAACAAAUGGUUGAUCUGGGAGUUGAUUCGGACAAGGUGACUUACAACUGCUUGAUUCUAGCACACCUUAGAGAUAGAAGGGUCUCAGAAAUAACACAUCUUUUUGAUGAUAUGAAGGCAAAGGGUCUGGUUCCAAAAACUGAUACAUAUAAAAUUUUGGUUAAAGGACAUUGUGACUUAAAAGAUUUCAAUGGUGCGUAUUUUUGGUAUAUGAAAAUGUGUGAUACUGGUUUCAUUUUAAAUGACCGCCUGUGCUAUGAGCUAAUAUCCGGGCUUAGAGAGGAGGGAAUGCUGCGGGAAGCCCAAAUUGUAUCCUUAGACUUGAAUAGUAGAGUUCAACAACUUGAAGGCUAGCAAAUGAUACACACCAUUAUACAUUAUCGAACUUUCCCAUUUUGGUAAUAGUAGUUGGGAUAGAGAUUGUCUGACGACCCGGGAAUGGGAGAUAAGGGAAGAAGGAAAAGAAGAGAAAGAAAAUAAAAAUUGGGAUUGGCAAGGCAUAGAGAAAUGAAAAGGGGAAAUAAAUGUAAAAGGAUAUGUCCAAAAAAAUCGUGUACGAAAAACAGGAUCAUAUUACAUCCAGGAAGUCAAAGUCAGGUAUGCAGGGCAGAGAAGUUAAAUAAUCACAUGCUGAUAAUGGGUCAAAUCUUAGAAGCAGAGUUUACAUUGAAAUUGAUGAAAUCAUCUGGUUGCAAUCCAGCAGAGUUUACAUUGCAUUUCAUAUACUGCAAUGCUUGAUGCCAACAAUGCAACUGGUAAAAUAAUUUUUAACUGCUAUUAUUAGGAUGGCUGGAUACCAUCCUGUACAUGGAGCCCUCACUUCCUGUAAUUUCAUCUGAUUGUUUAAAUCUGUUCCUGAUUUCUUUAGGAAAAUAUGGAAAGAUUGAAACUGUGUUUAAGUUAAUUCUUCCAAAUGUUGGCAUCGGGUGCUGAUGUUAACUUCAAUUUGAAGAACCUUUUAUCAUCUGGAAAUCGGAAGAAGCAUUUAGAGGCUUCUCAAUGAACCGGUUGGAUUUCUGUUUCAAGCAAUCUUGGCGUCGACCACCGCCUCUCCUUCUCCGACAACUGAUGUAUGAAAAUGGUUUGCGGUGAAAUUUGGUAAAAAUCGUGUCUUUUUCAUGUAAUCAACAGAUUUAACUGUGGAACAUUUGAUUUUCACUUUUCUUUCCUCUAUGUUUUGGUGCCAUUUUUGUUGUGAAAGAUAACUUGAAAUUUCUGUGUUUUUUGCAAGAACUGUUUCUAAAUCUGAGACACUUAUUUCUUCAUUGAUGUAUGAACACGGUUGUUGAUGGAACCUAUAAAAAUGUGUCUUUUUUCUCCUUAUGUUUUAGCUGUGAUUUAGCAAAAAAUAGUUCACUUUACUCUUUAUUUUUAACUUUGUUGCUUUUUUUGAGAAUCCGGGGUUUGCUUUUUUUGAGAAUUUGAGCUGGUUAGGUUAGUAUUCUGUUAUAGAAUUGGGGGUUUCUUCGUUUAUUUGAAGUGAUUUGAUAAACUGGUAUGUAUUUUUGUUUAUUUAUUUUAAUUUUAAUUUUAGUAUUUUUUUUAUGUUCUUCAAUCUUUGGCUUUUGAAGUUUGAUGAUAAAGACUUUUGGUGAAUUUCUAUUUGCUGUUUAUUGCUUUCUGGGUUUUGAUUCGAGCAAGCAUUUGCAUGAUAUGUGAUUUUGAUGAUUAAGGGUAAGUGAAUGCAUGAUAUGUGACUUUGUUGUUGAUAGGAACUAAGCAUAGAUUGAAGUGUGAACUGGAUUGAGGAAAGUAACUCCUACAACUAGGAAGAUGGUGUGUUUGUUUCAUAUUGAAGGUGAAUUCUGGUUUUUGGUGUCACAAUGCAUUUCGCUCCAAACCAAACUUAGGACUCUCAUUAGAACCGUAUUUCUACAAAUGCUUUCAA